Messenger RNA from Anolis carolinensis (green anole), 1306 nucleotides. RefSeq names its product UBX domain protein 1 (gene ubxn1). Bases 171 to 1079 code for a protein of 302 amino acids. The transcript has 10 exons. Gene Ontology annotation, molecular function: K48-linked polyubiquitin modification-dependent protein binding. The record is from RefSeq and is a predicted model, not a curated record. Gene Ontology annotation, biological process: negative regulation of protein K48-linked deubiquitination; negative regulation of proteasomal ubiquitin-dependent protein catabolic process; negative regulation of protein ubiquitination. Lineage: Eukaryota; Metazoa; Chordata; Lepidosauria; Squamata; Anolidae. Gene Ontology annotation, cellular component: cytoplasm; nucleus.
CCUGCCAUCUCCGAGAGCAUUUAUGAAACCAUUUUGUCCCUGAGCGGCUGCCGUAGUGUCUUCCGUGACUCAAAUAGCUCCCCUCCCCUUUCCCUUUGCCGCUUCCGGUGAGGCUGCGCCCGCUUUGGAAGAAGAAUCCUCGGUGUGGAACUCAGAGAGGCCAGGAGACCAUGGAGGCCACGGCCUUGGAGAGUCUCAUUGAGAUGGGCUUCCCCCAGAACAGAGCAGAGAAGGCCCUAGCGUUGACUGGGAACCAGGGCAUAGAAUCAGCCAUGGAUUGGCUGAUGGAGCACGAAAAUGAUCCUGACCUCGAUGAGCCGUUUGUCCCCUCCCAGAACCACAUACCGAGCACAGAAGAAAACCCGGAGGCAAAGACGCCGGAGUUGGUGCAAAGUAGUUCAGAACCCAUGUUAAAUGAACUUUCUGAGGAAGACAACCGGCACCCCUUGAGCGAAGAAGAGAAACGGGAGCAGACCAAGAGGAUGAUGGAGCUGAUCUCUCAGAAACAGCGGGAACGCGAGGAGCGGGAGAAAAGGGAGAGCAUUGAGCGGGAGAAGCAGCGCCGGAAGCAGGGCCAAGAGCUCUCGCUCAUCCGCCAGAAGCUGCAAGAGGACGAGAUGAAAAAGCUGGCCGAAGAGAGGCGCAAGGAGAAGCUGGAGGAGAAACUGGCCAAGCAGCGGGUGCGAGAGAAGAUCGAGCGAGACAAAGCUGAAAGAGCCAAGAAGUUUGGCGGCAGCUCCUCGCAAGAAUCCCUCCCGGUGGAGCCUGCAGCGCCUACACCAGUCCCCUCCUCUCCCAGCCAGGAGCCCCCCAUCAAGCGGGAAUACGAUCAGUGCCGGAUACAGGUGAGGCUGCUGGACGGCACAUCACUCACCCAGACCUUCAGAGCCAAAGAGCAGUUGGCCGCUGUCCGGCUGUACGUGGAGCUCAACCGCAAGGACGAUGCCGAGGAGCCUUUUGUCCUCCUUACCAGCUUCCCCCGCCGCGUCUUCACCGAAGAAGACAUGGAGAAACCGCUGCAGGAGUUGGGUUUGGUGCCUUCGGCUGUGCUGAUUGUGGCCAGGAAAGGCAACAGCUGAGCUGCUGCUCUCCUUGCCUCUCCGCACGUGUCUCGGCUCUCCUUUCCUCUCUUUUUUUGUUUUCUUAUUUUGCUGCUGACCUUUCCUUGGGGUCCACCUCCGGCUGCCUCCCCGCAGCCUCCUUGCUUUCCCAACCAGAGACUCUGGAGCAUAUCUCUUGGGCUGGGAUUCAGAAAUCAGUGGUGAUGGGCGGGGUGGGAUGAAAUAAUAAACCUCUUUCUUCUCUU